UGAAGAUGUGUCUAUCUGAUUGAUAUACAAGGGGAAGGGAUGACUCAGUAAGCUGUCGAAUGGCACCGAGUGAGCCGCCGGAUGCGAGUCACUUUCGGUUUAGCUUUCGGCGCGCCAGCAUCGCUCCAUCGCCAUGGUUGUUGUAAUGCAUGUGACCCCGCCAAGGGUCAAAGGCUGGACCCCGCUCCUGCUGCUCAUCUGCCUCACCGUAACGCUGGGCACCACGGUUCCGGUGGGCUACUUCUUCGGCGUGCUCAACGCCCCAGCAGAGAUUAUCAAGAAGUGGUGCCAGGACAUCCUGGCGAGCGAAUACGACACCAUCGUCACUGCCGGCCAACUGGACAUCCUCUGGACGAGCAUUGUGUCCAUCUACCUGAUUGGCGGCAUCUGCGGAUCCUGCUUCAGCGCGCUGCUUAGCGACAAAUAUGGCCGUAAGGGUUGUCUGCUGAUCAGCGGCGUGCUGCUCGUGAUCUCUGGCAUCCUCUUCAAGUGGUGCCGUGCAGCCAAAUCCCUGGAGAUGCUGAUGACGGGUCGCUUUCUGGGCGGAAUUGCCUCCGCACUGAUCUUUACCGCCCAACCCAUGUACCUGCUGGAGCUGGCUCCUUCGGAGCUCAGUGGCAGCGUAGGAGUGUUCACGUGCAUCGGUGUCACGGGUGGCAUCCUGCUCGCCCAGGUGUUCACUCUGACCCACCUGCUGGGCAACGAGCGACUGUGGCCCUAUGCCCUCAGUGCCUAUAGCCUGUUGGUGAUGGCCUUGUUGCUGCUCCUGUGGUGGUUUCCCGAGAGUCCUCGGUGGCUCUUCCUGCACAAACGGGAUUCAGCAGCCAGCGAACGGGCUUUGCUUCGUGUGCGUGGCAAGAACACAGAGGAGGAAGUGCAGCAGGAGCUGCUCGAGAUGAGGGACACUCUGGAGGCCAAGGCCAGCUCCGAGGCCAGCUCUUUGUGCUCGGUGCUGGGAGACAGGGAACUGUGGCUGCCACUCCUGUUGGUCUGCUCCUUUCAGGCAACCCAGCAACUGAGUGGCGUCAAUGCUAUAUUUUUCUACUCGCUGUCCAUUCUGACAGGUGCGGGCUUCUCGGCAGGCGCUGCCACUUGGCUGAACCUGGGGAUCGGAGGCUUCAAUCUGGGCACCUCGCUCCUGGGACCGCUGCUGAUUCGCAGGUUUCCACGUCGCCCUCUGAUGAUGAUCUCCUGCUCCACAUGUGCUCUGGCCCUGCUGGCCAUGUCCUUAGGACUCUUUUUUCUGGAGAGAUCCGAGAGCACGGUGCUCACUUACUUCUGUGCCGCCUUCAUUCUCACUUUUAUUCUGGGAUUCCAGCUGGGACUGGGUCCCAUUGCCUACUUCAUUGGCUCAGAGCUACUAGAGGACUCGCCUCGCCCCGUGGCCAUGUCGAUGGGCAGUCUCUUCUCGUGGAUUGGCAACUUCCUCGUGGGCAUAUGCUUCCCCCUGCUCCAGAGUGUCUGGAGCUCGUUCGCCUUCAUCCCGUGCAUGUGCGUGUGCCUCUACUGCCUGCUCCUCACCUGGCGAUUCCUGCCGGAGACACGUGGUAACGAACCCAAGGAUGUCAAGCCCCUGAUGAGCCAAGGUCUUCGCUCCAAGCGGAAGUGAGUCAUGCAUAAAGAAUAACACAAGCUGGUCUUUUGUAUAAAUAAA
This is a messenger RNA of Drosophila gunungcola (fruit fly), 1654 nucleotides long. RefSeq names its product solute carrier family 2, facilitated glucose transporter member 7-like. The record is from RefSeq and is a predicted model, not a curated record. Gene Ontology annotation, biological process: monosaccharide transmembrane transport. NCBI's taxonomy places the organism in Eukaryota, Metazoa, Arthropoda, Insecta, Diptera, Drosophilidae. Gene Ontology annotation, cellular component: membrane. Gene Ontology annotation, molecular function: hexose transmembrane transporter activity.